CAGUGCAAACUUAAACAGCUAUUGUUUUCUGUCUUUGCUAAAAAUAUUGGCAAAUUAUUUCUCUAAUAGUUUUCCUGAAAAUGCAGUACUUCAUUUUAUUCACUAAUAGGGUUCAAUAUGAGACAUUAGAUUCAGACGUCCAGACUCACAGGAAACACAAGAAUUUCAAAGACAAUCUCCUGUGGAUAUUCCAGGAUCUUGAAAGCAAAAUAAUCACAUUUCUGAAGAAUGAGCUGGAAAAAUUUAAGAAAAUAUUACAAGAAGAAGAUGUACAAUACGUUGUGAAGGAUUUUAAUGAGAACAGAUGCAGUAUCAAAGAAGCAGCUCUUGAUCUCACACUCUACUUCCUGAGAGAGAUGAAGCAAGAUGAAGCUGCUGAUACUUUAGAAGAUGAGCUGUUCUUCAUUCAUCAGCUAAAAUGCAGCUUAAAGGAAAAGUAUCAAUGUGUGUUUGAAGGAAUUGCAAAGCAAGGUGACUCUACACUUCUGAAUAACAUCUAAACAGAUCUCUAUAUCACUCAGGGUUGUAGUGAACAGGUCAAUACUGAACAUGAGGUAAGACAGAUUGAAGUUGCUUCCAGGCGUCAUGAGUCACAAGAAAUACAGGUUGAACGCACAAAUUUGUUUGAAGCACCUGAACAAGACGAGCAGAUCAGAACUGUACUGACAAAAGGAGUUGCUGGCAUCGGAAAAUCAGUCUCUGUACAGAAGUUUGUUCUGGAUUGGGCUGAAGGAAAAGAAAAUAAAGAUAUCAGCUUCAUAUUUCCUCUCCCAUUUAGAGAGAUGAACUUAAAGGAGCAAGAAAAACUAAGUUUGAUGGACCUUAUAACUCAGUUUUUCCCUGAGACUAAAGGAAUGAACCUUACAAGAAGGAACCAAAAACUCCUGUUCAUUCUUGAUGGUUUGGAUGAAUUUCGUCUUCCUUUAAACUUUAAGGAAAAUGAGACAUUGCUUGAUGUGUCUUCACCAUCAUCUCUGGAUGUUCUCCUAACGAACCUCAUCAAGGGAAAUCUGCUUCCUUCUGCUCUCAUCUGGAUCACCACCAGACCAGCAGCUGCCAGUAAGAUUCCUCCUGACUGUAUCGACCGGCUGACAGAGAUACGAGGAUUCAAUGAUGCACAAAAGGAGGAGUACUUCAGAAAAAGAAUCACGGAUGAGGAUCUGGCCAGAGGAAUCAUUGAUCAUGUUAAACAAUCAAAGAGUCUCUUUAUCAUGUGCCACAUCCCAGUCUUCUGCUGGAUUUCAGCCACUGUUCUCCAGAACAUUUUAGAGGCAAAAAGAAAUAAUGUUGUGAAAAAUAAUCAGGCUGAUGACAAAUCCAAAAUACUACAGGAAUCAAAUACUGAAGACACUCCAAAGACUCUGACACAAAUGUACUCACACUUUCUCAGAUUUCAGAUCCUGCAGAGCAGACGAAAGUAUGAUGGAGAAUAUACACCAGAUGUUUCCUGGGAUAAAGAUGCCAUCCUUUCACUGGGGAAACUGGCAUUUCAUCAGCUGGAAAGAAACAAUGUAAUCUUCUAUGGCACAGAUCUGAAAGACUGUGGUAUUGAUGUUGAUAAAGCAUCAGUGUAUUCAGGCAUGUGUACCCAGAUCUUUAAGGAGGAAACGGGGAUCGUUCUUGGUACCAUGUACUGCUUUGUUCACUUGAGCAUUCAAGAGUUUAUUGCAGCACUUUAUGCUCAUCUGUUUCUAGACAUCAACAAGAAAUGUGUGUUUGAUCAAGACUCUAUAGAACAGGAAAACAAAAGUGAAACCAUGAUUAAUUUGCUCAAGACUGCAGUGGACAGCAAGGUGUUUGAGAGUGGUAGUGGUUAUCUGGACUUUUUCCUUCACUUCCUUCCCAGUCUGUCACUCCAGUCCAAAAAAAACAUGACUGAUUUGCUCAAGACUGCAGUGGACAAGGCACUAGAGAGUGAUAAUGGACACCUGGAUCUUUUUCUUCGAUUCCUCCUCGGUUUGUCACUCCAGUCCAAUCAGCGACUCUUACAGGGUCUGUUGACACAGCAGGAUGGACAUGACCUAAUCAAAAAAAGAAAUAGUUCAGUACAUCAAGCAGAAAUUUGAAGCUAAUCUGUCUCCAGAGAGAUCCAUCAAUCUGUUCUACUGUCUGAAUGAACUGAAUGACCAAACUCUGGUAAAAGACAUUCAGACCCACCUUAGCAAAGGAAGUCUCUCAUCUGCUGAUCUUUCACCUGCCCAGUGGUCUGCUUUGGCCUUUGUGUUGUUGACAUCAGAGGAGGAGCUGGAGGAGUUUGAGCUUCAGAAAUUCAAGAAAUCAGACGAGUGUCUCAUUAGAUUAUCAGCAGUCAUCAAAUCUUCUAAAAGAG
Labeo rohita (rohu) is the source of this 2329-nucleotide messenger RNA. Its product is annotated as NLR family CARD domain-containing protein 3. The transcript has 3 exons. Lineage: Eukaryota; Metazoa; Chordata; Actinopteri; Cypriniformes; Cyprinidae. The record is from RefSeq and is a predicted model, not a curated record.